AUGUCGUUCGACUUUUCAAUAGGCGACUUCCUUGCGGGAGUAACUUUGAUCAAAGAUAUCAUCUCGGCAUUGAGAGGCACUGCUAAGCUGGAAUAUCGCGAACUCGAGCUUGAGCUUCACGGACUGCAACGCGCUCUGGACGAGUUGGAGCAUCUACAGCCAGGGCCAGGUCAGGAAGUCGCCGUGAACUCUGUGAAAGCAGCAGCUCUAAUGUGCAGGUAUCCGCUCGAGGAGUUCCAAGCCGAGCUGAAGCGCUACCAACUCCUCUUGAAGCAUAAGCAUCACAAAAAGCGUGAUGUAGUCGACGGCUGCGUCCGUAAAGUGCAAUGGAAUUUAUCCAUGCCAGACGAAGUGCAGAAACUACGAGCCUACAUCGCCGCGCAUGUUGGGAGCCUAAACAUGCGAUUGCUGACCGUCGGGUUGACGACGAUGACCGUGGCCCAGACGGAGGCUUCAGAACGAGACGGCUUAAUUCGAAAUGAAUUGACCAGCCAAAUGAUAAUAAUCAGUGAAAACACGGCAAAGGUCGGAACACUCUAUACGCUCGUUGCUCGUCAGAUUGUACCUUCAUUACAAAGUCUGGUUGGACUUGCUGAGAAGGUAUGGUCCACUAACUUGCAAAUACUGGCUUUUUUUUCGAGUUUACAGAAUAACCAAACUCAAAUCGAUAUACGGCACACGUGGUUUCAGGAGCCGUUACGGCUAGAUGAUGCAUUUGGACGCACCAUCCCUAUUCCAGUGGAGUACGGUUGGAGUAAGCUAGAAGCUAUUAUCCAUAAUCAAUUCUGCCGUGGCCCUGGCAACAAAAAGGUCUUUGCUGGCGAGUAUGAGAUCUUUAAGACGGACGACAGCUCGCAAUUAAUAACUCAGCGAAAUUUCUCUCUACUCCGGCCUGGAACUGCCAUUACAAUGGCCAUGGUCAUUGGGAGAUACGAGGGAGGAUUAAAGGAUCAGUGUCCGAAACCAGAUUGCAAAUCAAAGAUGUUCACAAAGAGUAACGCUGGGGGGUUGAUGUAG
This is a messenger RNA of Hyaloscypha bicolor E, 1017 nucleotides long. RefSeq lists its product as uncharacterized. Bases 1 to 1017 code for a protein of 338 amino acids. The transcript is spliced from 2 exons. NCBI's taxonomy places the organism in Eukaryota, Fungi, Ascomycota, Leotiomycetes, Helotiales, Hyaloscyphaceae. The record is from RefSeq and is a predicted model, not a curated record.